Zea mays is the source of this 512-nucleotide messenger RNA. RefSeq names its product calcium-dependent protein kinase 5. Gene Ontology annotation, molecular function: calcium ion binding. The annotation marks the transcript as partial. Lineage: Eukaryota; Viridiplantae; Streptophyta; Magnoliopsida; Poales; Poaceae. The transcript has 3 exons. The record is from RefSeq and is a predicted model, not a curated record.
AGACCGCAAGCUAACAUUUUCAAUGAAUACAUUGCAGAAACACAACAAGGAAUAUUUGAUGUUGUAUUGAAAGGUGUCAUUGAUUUUGAUUCUGAUCCGUGGCCUGUCAUAUCUGAUAGUGCAAAAGAUCUUAUAAGACGAAUGCUGAAUCCUCGCUCUGCCGAGCGCUUAACAGCACAUGAAGUUCUAUGCCAUCCAUGGAUUCGUGACCAUGGAGUAGCUCCUGACCGUCCACUGGAUCCAGCUGUCUUAUCUCGCAUUAAGCAAUUCUCUGCAAUGAAUAAGUUGAAGAAAAUGGCUUUGCGAGUAAUAGCAGAGAGCCUAUCAGAAGAGGAAAUUGCGGGGUUGAAGGAAAUGUUCCAGACCAUGGACACUGACAACAGUGGCGCAAUUACCUACGAUGAACUAAAAGAAGGAUUGAGAAAAUAUGGUUCCACACUGAAGGACACUGAGAUUCGUGAUCUUAUGGAUGCAGUAAGUUAACUGAAACGUUUUGGUAUGCUUGUUUGUAU